AAAGAAAAAAAAAAGCAAUUGGAAAAACCCUACCAGGGUUUUGCUUCACCAUCAACACUCUCCCUCAAAUUUGCAGUUGGAGUUUCACUGUGAGAAACAACGCAAACAUGCCUUCAUCUUCGAAUUCAAAGCAGAAGAAGCAAUCAAAGUCGCACUCACGGUUACCACCGCCGUCAACCCCCGAACCCGCCGCCACACCUUCCGACACGCAUCAACUCGCCGCUCUCUGCCAAGAAGCUUCUCGAACCUUCCCAUCUUUCAUCGCCGAAUCCUCCUUCAUCGGAGAAAUCACCGACGUCGAUACCGCCACCAUUUCCAAGGGCUCCAAAAUCUGGCUCUCUGAGCCUUCCAUGGUUUCCUCUUCUAUUGCCCCAGGCUCCAUUGUCUCCGUGUCUAUUCCGUCUUCAAGUAAAGGGAGUGAGCAAUUGCGUGGCUUUCCUCUCGCGUCGUUGGGUGAUGAAUGUGUCAAAUGCUUCGGAUUGGAAGCUUGUAAGACUUUGGAUGAUUUCCCGGGAAACUACUUUGCGCUCGCGACCGUGUUUCCUUCUAGUAAGGUUUUGAAGAAUGGAGUACGCCUGUCUUCAAACCUUUCUUAUACCCUGGGAUGUCCUCCUCUGGGCAAAAGUGUUUUUGUACACCCUUUACAGAGACAGCACUUAUCUGGUCUUUCAAAUGGGGGCAAUGAACUGCAUUCAGUAGAAAAUAAUAGUUUAUUAAUAUAUAAUUGCGAUGAAUUGUAUCUUGAGUUGGCUCCUUGUAAUGAUGGACUGCCGCUGAGAGUUAAUAACUCCCCCUUGUUGAACUUGUCUAAAGUGAAAUCCCGUCUCCAAUCUGAGAACCACAUUGUUGCAUCUCCUAAAACACCGUCUUAUGGAUCAAAAUUUUCUAAUGGUAGUGGGAUGACUUCUCCAAUAUUUGAAGAUUCAGCGUCAAGUGUAGCCAAUCAGAAUAGUCAGUCAGUGGUUUCAUUUGAUGUUAGAGAGGCAUUAGGGGAUGAAAGUUCCAAAAAGCUACUGCAGACAUCUGCAACUUCAUGCUUAAGUUCUCGUUGUUUACUUCUAGGGAAUCUUGUCAAUGUCCCUAUGUUUUCAGAGUUGUGCAUUUUUCAAGUGAUAGGAGCUAAAAAGGUGCCAGUUUCCACACCUGAUCAUUAUCCAUCGAGUGGAAAUGAUAGUUUAUACCUUGAAGAUUCUGACAUAGCUGAGAAUGUUAAUGUGGUUUUCACAACCAACUUUGAAACGAAGGUGUUUCUAUCUCUGCCAUCAAGUGCAGCAUCAGAAGAGCCAAUUCAAAGAGAUUUAUCUUCCGCUAAACUCAAACACAAGGUUGCUAAUGCUACAAUACAAGAUAAUAUUUCUAAAUUGGGUGGUCUAUCUGAAGAGUACACACUUUUAAAGGAUAUAAUUUCUUCAUUGCUCAUAGAUGCUAUAUCGAGGUUCGGUUUACGAAGUACAAGAGGAGUCCUUCUUCAUGGUCCACCUGGUACAGGAAAGACUUCCCUGGCUCAGUUAUGUGCUCGUGAUGUUGGGGUAAAUUUUUUCCCAAUAAAUGGUCCUGAGAUUGUUACCCAGUAUUAUGGAGAAAGUGAGCAAGCAUUGCUUGAAGUUUUUGAUUCAGCCAUUCAAGCUGCACCUUCUGUGGUAUUUAUUGAUGAAUUAGAUGCUAUUGCCCCUGCAAGGAAAGAUGGAGGUGAAGAGCUAUCUCAAAGAUUGGUUACAACCUUAUUGAAUCUCAUGGAUGGAAUUAGUAGAACAAAAGGGUUACUUGUAAUUGCUGCCACUAAUAGGCCUGACCAUAUUGAGCCAGCUCUUAGACGACCUGGAAGAUUUGACAAGGAAAUUGAAAUCGGUGUGCCAUCCCCUGUACAACGAAAAGAGAUUUUGCAUACUCUUCUCAAUGAAAUCGAUCACUCUCUCAAAGACGAAGAAAUUAAUGACCUUGCCACAGUCACUCAUGGUUUUGUGGGUGCUGAUUUAGCUGCCCUUUGCAAUGAGGCAGCCUUGAUUUGUUUACGGCGUUAUGCUAAUUUUAAGAAGACUUAUGAUCCUUAUUCUGAUAACAUAACGGAGCAACCUGGUCUGAUGAAUGGCGAAACACACUUGAGAGAUCAUUCAGGUGUUGUAACUUCAUCUGUUUUAGAUGAGACAGUGUCCUCCAGUCAUGUAUUACCUACCAGCACGAUGGGAACAACUGAAAUUAUGGAAAUGAUGUCUGAUAACUGUGAUGAAAAACUAAUGUUGAGAGUAAUUUCUGAAGAUUUUCAGAAAGCUAGGAUGAAAAUAAGACCCAGUGCCAUGAGAGAGGUAAUCCUUGAGGUUCCUAAGGUGAAGUGGGAAGAUGUUGGAGGCCAAGAUGAGGUCAAAACUCAAUUGAGGGAAGCAGUGAUAUGGCCCCAGGAACACCAUGAUGCAUUCACCCGUAUUAGAGUUCGCCCUCCAACUGGUAUAUUAUUGUUUGGGCCUCCAGGUUGUAGCAAAACCCUCAUGGCACGUGCAGUUGCUACUGAAGCUAGACUGAAUUUUCUAGCAGUCAAGGGACCUGAACUCUUCAGCAAAUGGGUUGGUGAAUCUGAGAAGGCUGUCAGAUCUUUGUUUGCAAAAGCAAGGGCCAAUGCCCCUUCAAUUGUAUUUUUUGAUGAAAUAGAUGGUCUUGCUGUAACUCGUGGGAAGGAAAGUGAUGGGGUUUCAGUGUCGGAUAGGGUCAUGAGCCAACUUCUUGUUGAAAUGGAUGGUCUGCAUGAAAGAGUUCAUGUUACUGUCAUAGCUGCUACAAAUAGGCCAGACAAGAUCGACCCUGCCCUUUUAAGACCAGGACGCUUUGACCGGCUGCUAUACGUUGGACCUCCAAAUGAGAUGGACAGAGAAAAGAUAUUUCACAUUCAUUUGCGUAAAAUUCCACAUGAUUCGGACAUUAGCCUUAACGAGCUGGCUCGGCUCACAAAUGGCUGUACUGGGGCUGACAUAUCACUAAUAUGUCGGGAAGCCGCUGUUGCAGCUUUUGAGGAGAGUUUUGAUGCUUCAGUUAUAACAAUGAAGCACUUAAAGAUGGCAAUCAAACAGGUUCAGCCUUCAGGAGUUCAGUCCUACCAAACACUGUCAGCAAAAUUUCAAAGGGCUGUUCCCUCUUGUGAUAUAAAAGAUGAAUCCGAUCACUGUUCUGAUGUAAAAGAUGAAUCCAAUCACUGUUCUAAUGUAAAAGAUGAAUCCAAUCAUAUGCAGUGCAAAAGUGGAUCCACUUGGUUCAACAUUUGGAAGUUCAUAAAAUCUUUCACGUUCUUCUGACAGAUUCUAGCCGUAUAUUUUAUUGGAGGACUGCUCGAAGAUGUUAACCACAAUCCACAGAGACUUAUUGUGUUCAUAAUAUUCCACUGAUUUGGUUCAUGUGCAUGAUUAUGAAGCUUAAUCAUGGGGAUCGUCUGCACUGCAAACUGACUAGAUUGAGCCUUUAUUCAAAGUAGAGUGCAGUAGCAAUGCUUGUCAUUGGGUUCAUUUUCUAUGUAGCAUAAAUUAGUUUAUACUUUGUGAUUGCUAUUUGUUUAUAUUUUAAAACCUGUACUUAGCAUUAGAAUCUUAUGAAGCAUCAAUUAAUUUAUAUAUGGUAUGAAAUUUUGUAUACACUGGUUCAAUUAAUGAGAUUAAAUUAUAAAGUUAUUUAGUGGAUUAA
Messenger RNA from Lotus japonicus, 3663 nucleotides. Its product is annotated as calmodulin-interacting protein 111. The transcript is spliced from 11 exons. The coding region runs from base 108 to 3281 and encodes 1057 amino acids. Gene Ontology annotation, cellular component: cytoplasm; chloroplast. Gene Ontology annotation, molecular function: ATP binding; ATP hydrolysis activity. Lineage: Eukaryota; Viridiplantae; Streptophyta; Magnoliopsida; Fabales; Fabaceae. The record is from RefSeq and is a predicted model, not a curated record.